AUGGCUGAUGCUAUUGUUUCUUUUCUGAUUCAGGAAUUAGGUUCUGUUAUUAAGCAAGAAAUAGAACAAGAAGUGAGGUUGGUAGUAGGUGUUCGGACCGAGGUCAGGAGGCUCCAAAAAACAUUUGAAACCCUCCAAACUGUGCUUAAUGAAGCUGAGCAAAGGCAAAUGAAUGAUGCAUCAGUGAAGAUUUGGUUAGACAAUCUAAAAAACGCAGCUUAUGGAAUGGAAGACGUUGUGGACGAGUGGGCAACGGAAAUUCGAUUAUUACAACUGGAAAAGAAAAAUCAUGAGGUAUCCUCUUCUUUUCCAUGCACUCUAUUUUUCUCGUGUUUCAAACAAACUGCUUUACGGCAUAAAAUUGGUUCUAGGAUAAAAGCUAUCAGAGAGACACUAGACUUUAUAAGAGAAGAGAAAGAUCAAUUUCGAUUUAGCACAAGUGAGAGAGUUCGAGAUGGUCCUCAAACUAUCCGAACAGAAACUAGUUAUAUCAUCGUAGAUCCAGAUAUUUGUGGUCGCGAUUAUGACAAAAACAUAAUUCUGAAUAAACUAUUAGGCAGUGGGAGUAGUACUAUUAGCUAUCAAAAUGAUGAAAGAAGCGACCCCCGCAUCAUCUCUAUUAUUGGGAUGGGAGGUCUAGGCAAGACUACUCUGGCCCAACUAGUAUUUAACCAUGAUAGCAUAAAAUCCCACUUUGAAAUACCUAUGUGGGUCUGUGUUUCCGAUCCUUUUGAUCGCACGAUGGUUGCAAAGGCAAUCAUACGAGAGGCUACCAAAAAAGACACACAAACCUUAGAAUGGAAUGCUUUGCACAGAGAAUUAUGUGAUUCUAUUAAGGGGAAAAAAUUCAUUCUUGUGCUCGACGAUGUGUCGACUAAGGAUCCAAAAAAAUUGGAUCCUCUGAAGCAUUUACUCGCUCUUGGAGCAGAGGGAAGUCGCAUGUUGGUCACCACCCGAAAUGAGAGUGUUGCAUCUAGCAUAAACUCUUGGAAAUAUAAGCUGGAAAAAUUGUCCCCUACCAAUAGUAGAUCAUUGUUAUGCCGUAAAGCUUUUUGUGGAUACGAGAAUAAAGAGGACCCAGUUCUAAACAAAAUUAGUUUUGGAAUAUCAGAUAAGUGCUGCGGUUUACCUCUAGCUUUAAGUCUUUUGGGAAGUCUGUUGAACAAAAGAAUAGAUGAAGAGAAUUGGGGUCGUAUAUUAAACAGCAAAUUUUGGGAACUAAAAGGUUUUGAUCACAACCAAAAACUUUUGAAUCCAGCAUUCCUGUUGAGUUAUGAUGGCCUUUCGUCAAGCCUAAAAAAUUGUUUUGCAUAUUGUUCAACAUUUCAAAAAGACAAAAAGAUAAAAAAGCGUACAUUAAUUAACCUCUGGAUGGCACAAGGUCUUAUUAACUCAAAAGAGCCCGAGUUACUGGGUGAAGAGUAUAUUGAUGAGUUAGCUUCUCAUUCCUUCUUUCAAGAUUUCUCCGAGGACAACAAGGGCAAUAUUUUCUUCAAGAUGCACGAUCUUAUUCAUGAUUUUGCCCAGUUUCUCACCACUCCUUGUUAUAUCUCUCUUUACAAUGAUGAAAAAAUUCUUUUUAACCAGGAAAAUAGUGGUAGUAAUCCUAUCCAUUUGAGUUUUAAAUAUGAUGAACUUAAUUCAAAAUCAGUUGGGUUCUUUCAUGAGUCGAUAAGAAAAGUUUGUAAUAUCCGUACUCUGCAAACAGUGCAAAGUUGGAGAGGUCGCGAAUGCCUAUUUGAAUUUGGAAAUCUGUCUUCUGAUUUAAUCAAUCAUCUAAAAUGUCUUAGGGUAUUGAAAAUGAAACACAUGGGCAUCACUCAACUCCCUGACGAAAUUUAUAAACUCAUACAUCUCAGAUAUCUUGAUUUGUCUGGUAAUUAUGUGUUAAGUGAGUUGCCGAAAUCAGUUGGUAGAUUAAUUAACUUACAAACUUUGAAACUAAAAGACUGUGACGGACUUCACCAACUUCCUGGAGAGAUGAAGGGAAUGAUUAGCUUGAGAAACCUUGAUAUUAGAGGUUGUUAUAGAAUGAAGUACUUACCAAAGGUUACUGGAAAUUGGAAAUAUCUCCAAUCUCUAAGCACGUUUAUUUUGAGUGAUACAAGUGAAGGAUGCAAAUUGGAAGAGUUAAAAUAUCAGAAUCUCUUAAAAUAUCGCUUAGAAAUAUAUGGGUUAGAGAUAUUGAAAGCAACACAGGAAGCUGCCGAAGCUCAACUUCACAAGAAAAGUCAACUCAUUGAGCUUAUGCUAGAUUUUAAACCUACUGGCGGAACACCGUUCGGACAAAGAGAAGGUGACGUACUUGAGCAAACCCCGGAGGACGUUCUUGCAGAAAGUGUGCUGGGAGUUCUCCAGCCUCAUUCGAAUCUGAAGAAGCUGACCGUAUCCAAUUACUUGGGGUUCAAGUUCCCAAGUUGGAUGAGCAAUACCAAAGCAUUAUCACAUUUACGUUGUCUAGAACUAAAGCGCUGCAUCCAUUGUUCAGAACUUCCAGUUUUGGGAUUGCUACCAUCGCUUGAAGUCCUCGGAAUAUAUCAGUUACUCAACCUAAAGCACAUUGGGGUUGAAAUUUAUGGCGGGGGGAAAUGUAUACCUCAAGUUGCAUUCCCAAAGUUGAAAACUCUUAAUAUUGAUUUUGCAUCUAGUUUGGAAGUAUGGGAAUUCGGUAAUGAACAUGUAAAGGUAACAUCGAUUUUUCCUUGUGUUACAAGCAUCCAUCUCAACAAGUGCAGAAAAUUAAUUGCACUGCCUGCCUUAGGUGAACUUCCAUCUCUUCAAACUCUUUCUGUAUCUGGGUCGGAUCAGCUCGUAAGUAUCUCUGAUGAGUUUUGUGGGACUUUAAGCCAUUCCCUUACUAGGUUGACGGCAUUUCCAAAGUUAAACAGUCUUAUGAUUUUUGGAUUGGCUAAUCUGGAGGUAGUUAAUUUGUGUGGAAUGCCAUGUCUCCAAAUACUGGAUAUUAAAAGGUGCCCGAAACUGAAUUCGUUGACAUUUCGGAUUAAAUCACUGCCAUCUCUUGAAAAGCUCAACUUAGUUUUACUAACAAACUUGAGGGAGUUUAUAGUUCAAGAAGAAGAUGACGAGGAAGAUGGAGACUUGCAGCUGCCCCGUCUAUUGAAAGUUCAACUUGCAGGUUGUGAUAACUUAAGAUUGUUCCCUCGCCAUCGCCUGAUCCAGGAAUCUCUAAGACAUAUCUAG
Messenger RNA from Papaver somniferum (opium poppy), 3201 nucleotides. RefSeq names its product putative disease resistance protein RGA1. Gene Ontology annotation, biological process: defense response to other organism. The coding region runs from base 1 to 3201 and encodes 1066 amino acids. Gene Ontology annotation, molecular function: ADP binding. Lineage: Eukaryota; Viridiplantae; Streptophyta; Magnoliopsida; Ranunculales; Papaveraceae. The record is from RefSeq and is a predicted model, not a curated record. The transcript has a single exon.